GGUACUAAAAACAUCAAUUUUAUACUUUAUCGUACGAACAUUUACAACAAUCCAAACUUCACGGCACUGUUUGGAGUUCACUAGUGGAGUUCUUGCCUCAAUCAAACAUGAUGAAUAAUGAGUAGACAUGUAUAAAAAGAGGAAAUAGAGACAAUGACAGAGAGAGAGAAAGAGAGUUAGGAGAUGAUGAUGACACCAAAACGAUUCAAGCUACUCCGAAUCCCUUCCUUCCAUUGUUGUCGUUCCAACGACAUCUCCGUCGUCCCCACUGACCCACCAUCGCCACCGCCACCGCCUAAACCCCACCACUCCUCCUUGAGGCGCCACGUGUCCUCCGCCUUCCGAACUGCGGCUUGCGGCUGUAGAUCAUCCUCCACCAACUCCGACGACGACCAAAUUUGCAAAUCAUCUCCAACUCUCCCAACGCACGUGCCACCUACGCCCCUCCUUCACUCAUUCGACGACGGUUCGACUUUCCCGAAGCGACAACGACGCCGGAAAAACAAAAAGAAAUCAAAAUCCAAAUCAACCACACUCACACGCCUCCGAACCAGCACCUCGUCGACGGAGAGCGGUUUAUUCAGCAGCGAAUCGUUCGAUGAAAUCGACGAACUAGAAGAAACCGAGACGCUAAUUUCAUCAUCCAAAACAAUCUCCACUUCCGACGAUGAUAACGAUUCUUCCUCUGAAUUCAAUCCUCAAUUGGAAACCAUACGGGAGAAACCAAACAAAAUAAAUUUAAGGAGAAAGAAGGAGAAAGAGAAACGACGUCGUAAACAGAAGAGGACAACGAUCAUCUCGCCAUCGCCGGAAAUCGAGUCGCCGGCGAGGCUUUCGGUGUUCCAGAGGCUGAUUCCGUGCACGGUGGAGGGGAAAAUCAGGGAGAGUUUUGCGGUGGUGAAGAAAUCUGCAGAUCCGUUUGAGGAUUUCAAAAGGUCGAUGAUGGAGAUGAUAAUGGAGAAGGAGAUGUUCGAGGAGAAGGAUUUGGAGCAGCUUCUUCAUUGUUUGUUGUCGUUGAAUGAUAGGGAACACCAUGGGAUUAUUGUUGAAGCUUUCUCUGAGAUUUGGCAGUCUCUGUUCUGUAACUGAUCGUUGUCAGAUUGCACUCUCUGUUUUAUUCCAUUGUGAAAACAGAGUUGAUCCUUCUUCUUCUUCUUCUUCUUAAUGUCUCUCAUCCUAAUUAAUGGUAAUAUCUUCAACAUUAUAACUUCAAAUUGCUAUAAUUUUCUUUACA
Cucumis sativus (cucumber) is the source of this 1234-nucleotide messenger RNA. RefSeq names its product transcription repressor OFP7. Gene Ontology annotation, biological process: negative regulation of DNA-templated transcription. Lineage: Eukaryota; Viridiplantae; Streptophyta; Magnoliopsida; Cucurbitales; Cucurbitaceae. The record is from RefSeq and is a predicted model, not a curated record. The transcript has a single exon. Bases 184 to 1089 code for a protein of 301 amino acids.